CUUCUUCUUCUCCCUCUUAAUUAAUUCUAAUCCCUGUGUCGCUUCUCACAUCUCCUCUCCUCUCCUCUCCUACCUCCGGCGGCACCUCAUCUUCCGUCCUUCCCUCCUUCAGCCCUAUCUCCAACCCUACCUCCCUCUAUAUACUCCCUCACAACCACCACAAUGCGCAGCACACUCUCCCGGUCUCUCCCCCUGCGCUCGUCGCUCUGCUCAGCACGCUCAUCCGCUGCUCCGGCAUCAGCAUCAUGGAGCCGCAUUCGCUCCCCCUUUGCCGUCCCCCGCUUCACCUACGCCACAGGGCCUGACUCCUCGAAGCCCGCAAACCCUCACCAAGACACAAACCACAUCCAGGCCCGGCGCCCGGACAUCAAAGAAGGCACACAUCGCUUCCGCGAAUUCGACCUCCAGGACCGCGUCUACGUGAUCACCGGCGGAGGCCGCGGUCUCGGUCUUGCCAUGGCCGAAGCCCUGCUUGAAGCUGGUGCUAAGGUCUACUGCCUCGACCGCCUCACAACCCCACACCCCGAUUAUGAGCUUGCGGCAGAGCACGCAAACAAGCACUACGGCGGCAGUCUGCACUACCACCGCAUCGACGUGCGCAAUGCCGAAGAAACAAACGCCAUCUUCAGCGAAAUCGCCGCCAACAACGGCCGCAUGGACGGUCUGAUCGCCGCCGCCGGCAUCAACUACCUCGAGUCCGCCCUCGAGCACUGCCCCAAGAUGCUGCACGAAGUCAUGGACAUCAACUACAACGGUGUCUUCCACAGCGCCACCGCCGCCGCCCGGCAAAUGUUCAACUACCAGCAAAAGGGCUCCAUCCUGCUCGUUGCUAGCAUGUCCGGGCUUAUUGCCAACAAGGGCAUGACCUCGCCCGUUUACAACUCCUCCAAGGCGGCUGUUGUCCAGCUCGGCAGGAACUUGGCAAUGGAGUGGGGACGGCAUGGAAUCCGUGUAAACUCGCUUUGCCCUGGUCAUAUUGUGACUCCCAUGGUGGAUGAGGUGUUUAAGAAGGAGCCUGCUGCGCGGGCUGUUUGGGAGGCAGAGAACAUGCUUGGGCGACUGGCGACGCCGGAGGAGUUCAGGGGUGCGGCGCUGUUUGCGCUCAGUGAUGCUAGUAGCUUUAUGACUGGGAGUACGAUGUUGAUUGACGGAGGACAUACUGCUUGGUAAAAAGGACAAACAGUAUCCACCUUGCAUAAUUAAUCAAACGAGCGAACAAUAGACAAAAAGAAAGGAAAUGGUGUUUGGGUUUGGGAUCGAUCGAAGGGAUUGAUUGAAUUGAACAAAGCAAAAAAAACAUUUCAUAAUGAUGACCGCCAUAUCAUACUACUAUCCAUCUUGCAUGCAUGUGUAUAAUAUGGGUUUCGACUUUCAAGUUCCCAAGGCUGAG
Molecule: messenger RNA, 1390 nt
Organism: Aspergillus versicolor CBS 583.65
Lineage: Eukaryota; Fungi; Ascomycota; Eurotiomycetes; Eurotiales; Aspergillaceae
Product: putative short chain dehydrogenase/oxidoreductase
Exons: 2
Coding region: 163-1170 (335 amino acids)
Cellular component (GO): intracellular anatomical structure
Molecular function (GO): oxidoreductase activity, acting on NAD(P)H, oxygen as acceptor
Source: RefSeq, a predicted model, not a curated record